AUGGCGUCAUCGAGAGAUAAUUUGAAGGUUUACCUACGAGUUUCUGAAAAGAAAUCUAUAUCUGAAAACCCUAAAUCAUCAAAGAAGCCAAAAACAUCAACAGUUGAAGAAAACAACGAUCAACAAGGAAAUAUUAGCCGAAAAUCAACAAUGAAACAACAAACUAGUAGAAAACGCAAAGAGAUUUCUGAUAAUGAUAAAAAACAAGAGGAAAAACAAAAAAGGAGAAGAAAGAAAGUGGUGAUAGAAUCUUCAGAAGAUACAGAUUCUGUUUCAAAAGAUGAAAAUACUAGUCGAGCUAUAGUUCUGCAUACUUCUGAACAACAAGUAAAUUUAGGCGUACAAGAAGACAAUGGCCAGGAAAUGAUGUCAGAAUGGUAUAUAGAAUUGAUAAAUGUUCAAGGAACAAAUUACAAAAAGAAGAAACAAGAUGAACCAGUCAGAGGAAGAACCUCGCUUUAUAUAACCCACAAGAAGAGGAGGAAAAAGGAAGGGAUCAAUCACAGCAGAUCAAUCACAGCUGGCAAAGAACGAGCAGACAAGGCUGAUGAGCACCAAAUCUGGAAAACGCGUACAGAGAGCGAAAUCAUCGACCUAGGGCAGCGCCCUUCUUCACUAGCCAGGAAAAAGGAACAGGACUAA
Messenger RNA from Helianthus annuus (common sunflower), 642 nucleotides. Its product is annotated as protein FAM133B-like. Lineage: Eukaryota; Viridiplantae; Streptophyta; Magnoliopsida; Asterales; Asteraceae. Bases 1 to 642 code for a protein of 213 amino acids. The record is from RefSeq and is a predicted model, not a curated record. The transcript has 4 exons.